Messenger RNA from Cadophora gregata, 1451 nucleotides. RefSeq lists its product as uncharacterized. The coding region runs from base 103 to 1185 and encodes 360 amino acids. The transcript is spliced from 4 exons. Lineage: Eukaryota; Fungi; Ascomycota; Leotiomycetes; Helotiales; Ploettnerulaceae. The record is from RefSeq and is a predicted model, not a curated record.
AAGCAGCCGCAACCCAACCACUGUUUCUGAGCGAAAGACUUUCUCCUUUGAGGAUAUUCCUCUGGAACUGGAUAUGGGGAAGCGAUUUAUACUUGUGGCCUAAUGGCAGACGAAACGCUUCUCGAGAAAGUCCAUGAGCUCAGCGACUUGGAACUCGCUGCCCUGAUAUGCCUCGUUACGCAGGAGCAUUGUAUCAUUGAUACGGAGCCGCAUGCGAUAGAUGAUCUGGCGCAAGAACUACAAUUGGUCGCCUCAAAGGUCUUUGGUCUCUCUAAUGCUGUACUUGAUUGCCACGAGCAUACCAGUCUUGACGACUUCGCGCAUGCCAUAUUAUCCGUGGAGCAUAGUCCAACUCGCUCGAACUCGCCUGUGGCAACUCGACAAGAUUCAUACUUCCUCCAUCUGCCAGCAUUCGGAUCUGCCAAUAGAUCACCAGCCGCCGAGACUUUCAGCGACAACAAGACCAUCGCCAACGUAAUUAUCGCAAAGAACCUGGAUGAGGCUCCGAAGCAGGUACAGAUACAGGCACUGGAACUUAUGAGAACAAGGAGGAUAUACACAAGAACCUCAGUGCAGAAUGCGCCCAAACGUUUCUUGUUCAUUGCCUUGCUGGGUGGUGGAGAGGGACCCAGGUUGACGAAGCAUUUGAAUGACUACAUGUUCAUUUCGCAUUUCCAUGAUCCAGAAGAUGGGUUCCCGAACUUGGAAGAAAUGUACGAUGAUGGGAACUCCGUAUCGUCUGUGGUGAAGAAGAAUCCGAUCCCGGAUAUUGAGGGGUCGUUGUGGCCAAUAAUAUCAGCGAUUGAUGUCGAGCACUUAAUACGCCUCGCCAACGAUGCGGCGGUCAGUAUUGAAGUUAAGCGCUACCAACAGGAUAUUAUAUCCUUUUUACGGGUACAUAGAGCUGUAGCAGGUGGUAUAUCUGCCGCUUCAUCCAAACAUCUCGACAAGCUUGCAAAAUGCCUGGCUCCACUACAUGGCCUAGCUUAUGCUACACCAUCACUCAUUGGUCUCGCGGCCAGAAAGAUCUAUCUUCAUCGCAUCCACAUUGUUCAACCUGAGAAAGAACGAAGUAUGCAAUGGGGUAGCGACCUAGACGCCAUUUCGGCUUUAUUGGAAGGCAUUGGACCAGAAGAUGUCAUCGAAGAGGUCCUUGGGACUUCGGGGGCGGAAGCCCCUUUAUAGAGCUACGAUACCUGAUUCAGGCUUUCGAACAGUACACCAGAGUAUUCCGCUCGAACCCCAAGGCUUGGAUACACCCUCAUGCUCAUCUCCGCAAGGGGGACAACAUGAGGGAAUUUGGAAAGGCGAAACCACGCGAGGGGCUAGUAGUCCUCGCAGCAUCUCCUAGGCAGAGAAGCAGACCGUCAUGCUACUCCACAGAUAAUACCCAAUAGAACAAUGAAUAACAACAGUGAGCAACGAAUACUAAAUAGUCAAAAAUACGGUCA